AUGGCACAACCAAAUGUUACUUUGAUUUCAGAUUUGGAUAUACUUAAAGACGAUUCGACUAUCAAAGUUAGAGUGAUAAACCUAUGGAACCUUUUUUCAUUCUAUAACAAGGACGAACUUUUCUCCAUUGAAUUAAUCUUAAUAGAUGAACAGGGUACCAAGAUCCAAGAAAAUAGUGUCAUGACUUUUAUGGACCUACAUUUGGCUUUGAGUUUGUUGAUUACCUGUCCUUUUAUCUUAUUGGUCCAUCCUGAAAACAUCGCUAUCGAUGUUAUUGGAUUAGUCGUUGCAAUUGGUGAGAUGGGGCGAGACAAUGAUGAUAUGAAAAAACAUAGGCUAAACAUCCAAAUCCAAGAUGCAAAUGGUUUGCAAUUAAGUGUCAAUUUGUGGGGUGAUUUUGCUUACAAAAUGCAAGGCUUUCUUGAUAACAAUUCACACAAUCUCCGUAUCAUUGUUAUCCUUCAAUUUGCAAAACUUAGUAUUUGGAGAGAUCGUCCCACAAUUAACACCUACUUUUCCGUGUCAAAGCUGUUCAUUAGCACCGACAUUGAUGAAAUCAAUCUUGGUUUUAAUAUUGCUUUCUAUCCCAGAGAGAUAAAUGCACUGAUAGGUUUGAAAUUGGCGUUUAAAAUAUCAAUCAAUCACUUCAACUUCUCAAAAAGGAAUGACCAAUAUAGUAUAUGUAGAGUCAGCGAUGAUGAAAAGUUGAUUGAAGAACUGGAAAAUAAGUUUACCGUUUCACAGGUUGGUACUUCACAGUCAUUUGAUAUUGGUGAAGCCGAUUUUGAAUCACAAGAUAAUAGGAUUUUAAAGGUUAUAUAG
Molecule: messenger RNA, 822 nt
Organism: Lactuca sativa (garden lettuce)
Lineage: Eukaryota; Viridiplantae; Streptophyta; Magnoliopsida; Asterales; Asteraceae
Source: RefSeq, a predicted model, not a curated record